Messenger RNA from Dendrobium catenatum, 685 nucleotides. RefSeq names its product pectinesterase inhibitor 11-like. The transcript has a single exon. The record is from RefSeq and is a predicted model, not a curated record. Lineage: Eukaryota; Viridiplantae; Streptophyta; Magnoliopsida; Asparagales; Orchidaceae. Gene Ontology annotation, biological process: negative regulation of catalytic activity. Gene Ontology annotation, molecular function: enzyme inhibitor activity. The coding region runs from base 1 to 588 and encodes 195 amino acids.
AUGGCAGAAACAAAAGCCAAGAGAUUCCUUUCACUCUUCCUCCUCCUCCUCUCAACCACCGCAGCAACGUCAAAGAACACCACAACAGAUUUCAUCAGACAAAGUUGCGGCAAAACCCUCUACCCUAGCCUCUGCUACGCCUCGCUCGCCCCAUACGCCACCGCUGUGAAGCAGGACCCGGUGAAGCUGGCCGUCGCAGCCGCUAACGUCAGUCUCAGCAAGAUCCAUGACGCGUCGUCUCUCGCGGCUGCCUUCCGCCUGAGCAGCACCGGGCGGGUCAGUGCUGCGCUGCGGGACUGCGUUGAUACACUUGGUGCUGCGGCGGAUCUGACGAAUCGAUCGGCGGGGGAGAUUACGAAGCUCGGCGACGCGUCGAAGACGGGCGGGAGCGGCGAGAUCGCGUGGGAAGUUUCGAACGCGCAGACGUGGAUGAGCGCGGCGAUGACGAACGAGGAGACUUGCCUCGACGGGUUCGAUGGAGUGAGGGCGGGGAGGGGAGUGCGGGCGAUGUGCGAUCGCGUCGGCGGGGUGAAGAAGUAUACGAGCAACGCUCUGGCGCUGCUUAAUACGCUUGUUCAUGGCAGCUAAGAUUAACUUGGAAGCAAUUUCUUUUGAGUUGCUCCGUUCCGCUGUACUCGGCUUUGUUUGAUUAAUGGAUUAAGCUGUUCUGCUUUCAACUUUUAAA